Molecule: messenger RNA, 378 nt
Organism: Echinostoma caproni
Lineage: Eukaryota; Metazoa; Platyhelminthes; Trematoda; Plagiorchiida; Echinostomatidae
Source: the annotation of a GenBank genome assembly
AUGUUACAACCAGUGGAUCAGAAUGUUAUUUGGUCUUUCAAAUAUUCGUUUCGCAAUAAUUUACUGAAAUACGUUUUGUCUUUGAUCAAAGAUGAGCAAAUUAGCAUGAAAUCCGAAGUGGAUAUUCUCAUAGGCAUGCAUUUGAUCAAGAAAGCUUGGGUGUCAGUGCAUUCGCACGUGCUGAUCGACGCUUUCAUAAAAGCUGGGUUCAAACCCACAUUUAAUCAACCUCUGAUGCGGCCACCAGAAGAUAAUUGCGAUCUGAUUGAAAACUUUACUCACUAUAUGUCUAUUGAUGAACGUCUUUUUGAAAAAGAAAUCACCUCGUUUCGAAUCAAGCCAAGCACCGCAAUGAAGAAGACGAAUGUGAAGCAGUGA